Molecule: messenger RNA, 7364 nt
Organism: Peromyscus maniculatus bairdii (prairie deer mouse)
Lineage: Eukaryota; Metazoa; Chordata; Mammalia; Rodentia; Cricetidae
Source: RefSeq, a predicted model, not a curated record
CGCAGCCAAUGGGAGCGGCUGUUGUUAAGCGCGUGGGCCCAGUCAAUGAGAGGGCUGGUUGUUGUGCUGCAGUUGGCAGGCUGCUGCGGGAGGCGGUGGCGGUCGGAAGCCUGAGGCUGCGGGGUGACAGAGUUGGAAAAUAUUUAACUCUCAACAAAUGAAUUCCACACUUGAACUCUGCCGUAUUCCUGUGCCACCUCCUCCUUUAGAAAACUGAUCUUAAGACAGAAAUCAGACCAUGGCCCCUUACAGCUGACAGGCCCCUGCGAUGAGGUCUAGAGCACACAGGUCUUGGAGAACAGAGGAGGCGAUGGAUGAGUAAGCUUAGCCCUCCCUCUUGAAGCUACAAGGUAAAGAAGACUGGAGGGAAGAUGCUGGGGUCCGAGCGGGCAGUCGUGGAAGAGUGGCUGUCAGAGUUCAAGGCGUUACCUGACACUCAGAUCACCAACUAUGCAGCGACUUUACACCGGAAAAAGGCGCUGGUCCCCGCACUCUAUAAAGUUAUUCAGGACUCCAACAACGAGCUCCUGGAGCCUGUCUGCCACCAACUGUUUGAGCUCUAUCGCAGCUCUGAAGUCCGACUGAAGAGGUUCACACUGCAGUUCUUGCCUGAGUUGAUGUGGGUUUAUUUGCGACUCACAGUCAGCAGAGACAGACAGAGCAAUGGCUGCAUCGAAGCGCUCCUCCUAGGAAUUUAUAAUUUGGAAAUUGCUGAUAAAGAUGGAAACAAUAAAGUGCUGUCUUUCACUAUCCCUUCCUUAUCCAAGCCUUCAAUAUACCAUGAACCCUCAACAAUCGGAUCCAUGGCUUUAACAGAAGGGGCAUUAUGUCAGCACGAUCUCAUCAGGGUUGUUUACAGUGAUCUUCAUCCUCAGAGAGAAACAUUCACCGCACAAAACCGGUUUGAAGUCUUGAGUUUCCUCAUGCUGUGCUAUAAUUCUGCUAUUGUGUAUAUGCCUGCCUCAUCGUACCAGUCUCUCUGUCGAAUGGGUUCCAGGGUUUGUGUGAGUGGGUUUCCGAGGCAACAUGAGAAACAGUGGAAAGAAAUCUGUGGUCGAAUAGUAUUAGAUCCUGAAUUUAUGGUGCAACUUCUCACAGGAGUUUACUAUGCCAUGUAUAAUGGACAGUGGGACCUUGGCCAGGAAGUACUUGAUGACAUCAUCUAUAGAGCUCAGCUAGAACUCUUUUCUCAGCCACUCUUGGUUGCCAAUGCCAUGAAAAACUCGUUACCAUUUGAUGCACCUGAUUCUUCACAAGAAGGCCAGAAAGUGCUUAAAGUGGAAGUCACUCCAACAGUGCCGAGGAUCUCUCGGACUGCAAUUACAACAGCUUCAAUCCGUCGUCACAGAUGGAGACGAGAAGAUGGCUUUGACUUCUCAAACGAGGCUGACUCGAGUAUUCCUGGCUCCCCGAUCCAACACGGCUCCACUGACCUAGGGAUCAAACGUGUCCAAGAGGGGGAGGUGCGCAGGACCCCUGAGCAUGGCUCGCCGGAGCCCACCUCGGCAGCAGCCACAACAGAGGGUGCCGAGGGUCUAAAUGGAGAAGAGUCUUUAAACAUGAACGAUGCAGACGAAGGAUUUUCGUCAGGGGCUUCUCUCAGCAGCCAGCCACCUGGGACCAAGCCGUCCUCUUCUCAGAGGGGAAGUCUACGGAAAGCAGCGACUGGGCGGUCCGCCAAAGAUAAAGAGACAGCUUCUGCCAUCAAAGCCAGCGAGAGCCCGCGAGAUUCGGUAGUGCGCAAGCAGUUUGGACAACCAGCCGAUCUUAGCCUAGAUUCAGUGGAGCUGACGCCCAUGAAGAAACACCUGAGCCUGCCUGCUGGCCAGGUGGUGCCAAAAACCAAUAGUUUAAGUCUCAUCCGGACAGCCAGUGCUUCCUCCAGCAAGUCAUUUGACUAUGUGAAUGGCAGCCAAGCAAGUACCAGCAUCGGGGUUGGCACGGAGGGAGUCACUAAUCUAGCAGCUGCAAAUGCUAAUCGAUAUUCAACGAUCAGUCUACAAGAAGACCGGCUAGGUCAUGCUGGUGAAGGGAAAGAGCUCCUCAGCCCAGGAGCCCCCCUAACCAAGCAGUCCCGAUCCCCGAGUUUCAAUAUGCAGCUAAUAUCCCAGGUGUAGUUUUGAUGUCCCCUCGUUCUCCUUACCUUUUAGACUGAACAUUUCAUUGUGCAAGACACUUCAUCCCACGUUGUGAAAAGAUGUCACUGUAAUCAGAUCUGGUUUAGCUUAGGUAUCUCCCUACUGUAUUUUGUAUGGAAACAGCAAUAAGGUUUUCUUUUUCCUCGAACCUCUCUCCACCUAUUCCUUGUAAACGUGUUUGUGAAGCAGUGUAAAAUGUUUGCCUUCUCCACGCCUUCCUUUCUCCUUGGGUAAUGUGCAAUCCAUCGUAGGCUGAUCGGUCCCAUUUCAACACUGUGAGACUGAGGAUAUGUUAGAGGAAAUGGUGUAUAUGAUCCCUAUGAAGUGAGUCUUUGGCUUUUGUUGGAAAACAAAACGGGUCUGUUCACAUAAUCUAUGGAACUAUGAAGAUAACUGGAUCAUAUUUUUUUCUCUCUUAACCAGGAGUGCCUCAGAGAUUCUGCUAUGACUUUGGACUUCUCUGAGUCUGUGCAAUUUUAUAUUCUUGAAAAGCAUGGGGGAAGGUGGUAGACUACUGCAAUUUUUCAUUAAAGUGAGGCUAGCUGCACCCCCUUUCCUUUAUCCCAAGGACAUAGAUGUUUAAUUAUUGAGGCAUUUAAAUUAACUUGUGACCACCUCCAUUGGAGGCCGGGGCUCUAAGUUGAUUGUGUAAUUGAUAAUGCACUUUCUCAAUGGCUCUCUAGUCAUUAACAACAUGUCUUCCCUCUUCCCACAAGGACUUGAGGACAUUUCUGCCCUUCAAGUUUGAACUAGCAAAUCAGAGACCCCAAGGGGCGUGUUCUGUUUCCUAGGAAUGACUGACACUUUGGUGCUGGGGGUGUGGGGGGAGGGUGCUCUUCGGUUAGUUUGUGUGAGAUUGUGUGUGAGGUGACGUUCUAUUGUUUUCUUUUUUCCUUUGUGAGUUGAUAAUGACUGAAGUAGAAGCUGUACGUCUUCAGGUAAAGAGAGGGAUUUCUCAGUCCACUUUCCGUGAUGUCAGACUAUUGGAGAAACCCUUUCAGCUGCUUCCUAGAUGUACCUAAAUUCAGUCAGAUAUUGGAUAAAGAUACCUAAAGUCCUGAGAUCAUAUACUCCGAGGAAAUACAUCAGGGACAGAUAAUUGGUUGAAAACACUGAUGCUUCAAUGUGACACAUUUUUAUAGAACAUUUCUACCAGAGGGUACUGACUUGAUUUCUCCACAAGGACCACACUGCCUUUGUGUUUAAUGCAAUUUGUGAAUCUUCUGAUUAUCUGCAAAGUUUCUCGUUUUUAUAAAACUUUGAAAUCAUGCCAGUAAGCUAGAUGUUGAAUGUAUGUAAGUAGCAUUUGGUAACUGCUAAGAGACUACAAAAAUAGACUAUUGGUUUAAAUUUUUGGGUUAUGAUUUGGUUGGAUAAGACUUUCUUAUAUUUCUUCUGGGUCUCAGACCUUGUUUAAAAAAGAAGGGAAUGUGUUGGGAUUGUGAAAAUCAGUGUUGUGACUUGGCCCGCUCUCCAUCUGAAGACAUCACUUACACCUGCCCUUGUACAUGUAGACAUUUAUGUAUUAUUGUGAAAGGAAAAUAUACUGCCUUUAUUGAAAGCAAGUGUUCUCUUAAUGACAAAGUUCUGUUCUCUCUAUUUCCAGUAGAAUUUGAUAAAUUAACCAGGAAAAUGCCUCUCAUUUUUUUUCACACAUAAACCACCACCACUUUUGGAAGAGUUGUUUGUCUGUGUGUCUGUUUGUUUAGGGGGCCUUGUGUUAGACUCAUCCUUGAUUGGAGUUGGUGGUCUAUAAAUUUUCAGCUCCCAGCAAAUGGAAAACUAGAACCUCAGCUAUUAGCCACAUCAUUGCCAAAAUUUGGAGUAAAGCUAAAAGCUGAUACAUGAUUUAUUGAUUUUUAUAAUAUGCAUAUAUGCAAUUAUCACAGACACAUUUUAGACCUAUUUCUACUAAUUUAACUAAGUGACAUAAAGUAAACUAUAAAACAUUGUAAAACAGUGAAAACUAGUGAAAUAAAAUGAUUUUCUAACAUACUAAACGACGGGUUUCUAGUGUGUAAAGGAAGGAAUCAGUGAUUGUGUAGCAAAACAUACCUGCUUUAGUGAAAGGCUAAUGGGCUCAGGUGCACAUAUAUUGGCAUCUACGUCAAGCAUUUUCGUUAAAGCACAAAAGAAUACCAAGUAAUUUGAAGUUAUACCAUAAACUAUAGUAGAUACAAGAAAAAUGUCCUUUAAUUGGAAAUGUUAUAACUGUAAAGUUGGUUUUAAGAUAUUAUCCAGAGCCAGGUAUAGUGACACACACCUUUAAUCCCAGCACUCGGGAGGCAGAGGCAAAUGGAUCUCUGAGUUCGAGGCCAGCCUGGUCUACAGAGCACGUUCUAGGACAGCCAAGGCUACACAGAGAAACCCUGUUUUGAAAAACCAGAAGAAGAAAAAAAAGUUCUUUUCAUCUCAAGAGGCUUUCCUUUAUUGGUAUGUAUAGAUUUUGUAUAUACAUCCUGAUUAAUAUUUCACGACCCUGUAACAUUUGAAUCCUAUUCUUUGGGCUGUGAUUCGGUCUCAAUAAGGAAAUCCUUCGUUUAUUCUCUACAGCCAUGGUCUUAGGAAAAAAUUCCUUCAUAACACAAUGGUUCAGAUGAAAUGAGUCACACCAACUGUCCAGUUUUCUAAGCAUCAUUCUAACCACUGUGUGUUAGCAACACCUCCUUUAAAAUGGCUCUCGUUCAGUUAUACAGCACCUGUUAGAAAUGUAAGCCAGGGGCUGGAGAGAUGGCUCAGUGGUUAAGAGCACUGCUUGCUCUUCCAAAGGUCCUGAGUUCAAUUCCCAGCACCCACAUGGUGGCUCACAACCAUCUGUAAUGAGAUCUGGUGCCCUCUUCUGGUCUGCAGGGAUAUGUGCACUGUAUACAUAAUAAAUAAAUUAAUUAAAAAAAAAAAAAAGAAAUGUAAGCCAGAAAUGUCCAUUCUUUGUCCUUUAACAACUCCCCUUUAAUACUCCUCAGCUUUCAGAAAGCUUCAUCCCACCAGCAGAAAGAGACAUUUAGGGAAAAAAUGAUUGGUGCCAUCUGUGCUAGGUCAAAUUAAGGAAUACAGACAGCAUCUGAAGGUUUAGGAGUGCUCCUGUGUGACUUUAAAUUAAUGUUAUUAAUAUGAAAACUAAAAUGUAAAGUAAAAAGUUGACUUAGAAGUAAGGUUUUUAAAUAUGAAAAUAUAGUAAGAAGCCAGGGAGGUUAACAGGUGAUAUUUAAAGUCUUACUCCUUUACUGUUCCAUGCCUGUGUAUUGCAGAUCAGAAUUUUUGUGUGAGGAGAAACCCCAGAGAUAAUUUAGCUAACUCUCUCUCUCGUACACAUCCAUCCAUCCUCAGGAAACUGAGGCUCAAAGAGGUUGUGAAAUAAAGUCCAUAACUAAUAAAGCAGAGCCAUAAUCGAGCCUUGUCCCUAGUCAAAUGCAUGUCCACACCCCACUGCUUCCUAUUACCCACACUGUGGUAGAUAGUAUAUAACACUUUUCCAUUUCUGCAGUUUCUUUAUGUUUCUGGUCUAGUAGUUGGUGAACACAUUAAGAAAAGUAUUAAUUCCAGAAAAAAAUGCACAAUACUAAAUACAGAUGGGGAUGUGUUCAAAUGUAGGUAUCUGUGUAGCACAUUACUCUUUUCUAAUUUAUGCCUUAUGAAUUCUCUGCCACAUAACAGUUAUAUGCUGCCAUGUUAUUUGUAUUUGUGGGGGUUUGUUUAAAGGUAAAAUAAACCCAAUGAAAUGACUUUAAUCAGUGUUCUAACUAUUUGAAAGUGAUUUUUGAAUCAGCCAGUUUUCAGUCACCAAAGGUACAAUAUGGAGGAUUGCAAAGUAAAGAUAACCUAAAUUCAAUUCCAUUCAUUAGUAAGCCAGAGAGAGACUGUUUCUCACUGUGCUUAGAGCAGAUAAAAGCAAUAUUUUAUAUAUGAUUGGAAAGGGUUUCUAGUGAGUAUGAAGCUUAUGAUUUAUAAUUCCCUCUGUCAUUUAUAACACAAAUACCGUGUGAAAACGACUCCAAGUUUCAUAGUCUCAGCUAUGUAAGCUCAGAGUCUCCAACCUGAAGUCUAAAUUCCUGUUGUCUCAAUUGUUAGAAUUACUUAUCAGACACCAGGAUACUGAGAAGAACUUCUUUAGAUUGCUUUUGUUUCACUGUUUUUGUGAGUACUUUAAUGCAGUGAUGUGUUUUUCCUACCUCACUUUAUGAGGUUUCUUUGGGUCCGUUUUUGAGUACUCCAGUUGUUGACAAUCGGCUGUCUCGUUUAAUUCACUGCAUGUUCAUUCAUAAAUACAAAUACUAGUUCCUGUCUUUAUGGGUAGGGCAGCAUCCUGUAAAACACUGGUAAGGAGGAGCACUCCAUUUCUGAACUUGGAUUACAUUAUAAAGGGUUUUUUUUUUUAACCAAAAAAGCUUAAUGUUUCAAUUAUAUCUAGUUUUGCAAUGUAAAAAGAAUGCUUUGUCAUGGUUGUCUGAUGCAGUUGGAGCAGGAGGCUUUUCUCUGUCGAGCCAAAUGACUGCUGGCAUUGUUUGCCCACCAGGUUGGGUGAGACGAUUACUGUAAUCCUUUUCAUUUUUUUCUUAAAGUUGUUUUCAAAAAUAAGGGAUGUGAAAACUAGCUAUUGACAGCUUAACCUCUUAAAAAAUAGAGUGUUUGCCAGGUUAUAGAAACAUGAAAUACGGUGUGAAAUAAUAUUAAUAAAAUCAUGAGUCAUCAGGUUGGGACAAUUUUCCAUGCUAAUGUGGUGAGACAAAUUUAGUAUUGUUUAUGCUGUGUGAACCUAAUGGAUAGAUCACCCCGGUACUGAACUACAUAGGAACCGCUAUUCCUGUGGGAGGCACAGCCUGCCUCCUUGUACAUGUAGGUGCAUUUUGUCUAAUCCCGACCACAUAACCACAAGAUUUUGCUCUUUUUUUUUUCCUCCAGUAUUUUUGUAAUAUUAGACAUUCAUCCUAUGAGAAAUAUAUACAGGACCAAAUAUUCAGGCUAGAGUUUCACAGAAAUCCAGGGUGACGGGAAAUAACGGGCAGCGUAGUACAGAAAUAAGAGUGUCUAUGUUUUGCUUAUGGACUUUGAGAAAAUGGGUUCAUAAUGUUUACAGACUAAGGCAUAUUCAUGUGUCUGAUAUUAUACUACUACAUUUAAUAUGGUUUUACCAAAAAAGUAGAAUUAAGUAUAUCUUAAGGUAUAAAUGAGUCUUUUUUAAAAAUUGUGUAUCUGGAGGUAGGGCUAAUAGAUCUUUUUAUUUACAAA